CAACAAAACCCUAACUCCCUCACCCAAGCACACAUCGCCCAAAACAAACCCUAGCCACUCCGCCUCUCAACGCCGCAGCAACCAUGGGACGAGUCCGCACCAAGACAGUGAAGAAAUCAUCUCGCCAGGUAAUCGAGAAAUACUACUCCAAAAUGACCCUCGAUUUCCACACCAACAAGAAGAUUCUGGAAGAAGUGGCCAUCAUCCCAUCCAAGCGUCUCCGCAACAAGAUCGCCGGCUUCUCCACCCACUUGAUGAAGCGCAUUCAGAAAGGGCCUGUUCGAGGAAUCUCGCUGAAGCUCCAGGAGGAAGAGAGGGAGAGGCGCAUGGACUUCGUGCCUGAUGAGUCAGCAAUCAGGACUGAUAGGAUCGAGGUUGAUAAGGAGACUAUUGACUUGUUGGCUUCGCUUGGGAUGAGUGAGCUUCCGGGGAUUGUGCUUAAGGAGGAACAGGCGCCGGUGGCUGCGAUGCCGUAUGCUGCUGCGGGUGGCCGCGGUGGUUUCGGUGGCGGUCCCAGGAGGUAUUGAUGAGGGAAGUUUAAGUGUUUGGUAUUUUAUUAAGUUUUGUAAGGUCGGAGACGUUUUCGAUUAUGAUAGUUUUGUUUUUGUUGAUGGAUGUUAUUCGGAUUAAAUGACUGUUUCGAAUGCUCAAGUUUGGAUUAAUGUUUCGUGUUUUUUGUUGGAUUA
Molecule: messenger RNA, 686 nt
Organism: Daucus carota subsp. sativus
Lineage: Eukaryota; Viridiplantae; Streptophyta; Magnoliopsida; Apiales; Apiaceae
Product: small ribosomal subunit protein eS17w
Exons: 1
Coding region: 84-527 (147 amino acids)
Biological process (GO): translation
Cellular component (GO): ribosome
Molecular function (GO): structural constituent of ribosome
Source: RefSeq, a predicted model, not a curated record